This is a messenger RNA of Phascolarctos cinereus (koala), 1005 nucleotides long. The record is from RefSeq and is a predicted model, not a curated record. NCBI's taxonomy places the organism in Eukaryota, Metazoa, Chordata, Mammalia, Diprotodontia, Phascolarctidae.
AUGGAAUUGAGUCCACAUCAGUGCAAGUCCCUGAUGCACUUCCUUGUCUUCGUGUCCCCAGGGCGUCUGAGAGGAGCCAGCUUCCUGGGGCUGGGACCAACCACCAUGGCUGUGUCCCUCACACCUAAGCAGUGGAAAUAUGUUUAUGACAACACAACAGAGAGAAGUACAAAUGGGAGUUUAGGUUUUGUGGCACCAGGAGAAUUUUAUUUAAGUUACUGGAUGGAUAUCCUCUCUCUGCUCAUUGUCCUGCUUGGGCUGGUGGGGAACAGCCUCAUCCUGUGGCUCCUGAGCUUCCGCAUCCCAGGGCCUCCCUUCUCUGUUUACAUCCUCAACCUGGCCGUGGCCAACGUCCUCUUCCUUUGCAGCUUUUUUUUCCUCCUCAUACUGAAGUCGGCUGGAUAUUACACUCAUGUCGACAUUUACGACGUUCUGAUAAACGCCACAUUCUUUUUCUACUGUGUGGGCCUGAGCCUCCUGGCUGCGAUCAGCACCGAGCGCUGUCUAGCCAUGCUCUUCCCCAGCUGGUACCUCCAUCGCCGCCCCAAGUACACGUCUACCGUUGUGUGCCUUGUUCUAUGGGCUCUACCCGGCCUGUUCUGGGGACUAGAUUUUGUCCUUUGUCAUUACGUAAGCAGUCGGGUUCUCUGUCGCAAAUUCCCCGGCGUACCGGUGGUGUGCUCCCAGCGCCGGCAGCCCCCCAGGCUCUACCUCCUGGUCCUGCUCAUGGUCCUCGUGUUCCUGCUCUGUGGCCUGCCCAGAGGAAUCCAAGACGGAAUAUUGGGUUUCCCCUUAGAUUUCAUGCCUCCUUGGCUCACCGCGUUCCUGGCCUGCCUAAACAGCAGCUCGCACCCCUUCAUUUACUUCUUGCUGGGCUGCCUAAAGCGUACAAGAGGGAAGGAUCCCCUCAGGGUGGUUCUCCAGAGGGCCCUGGUGGACAAGCAGAAGUUGGAAGGUGGGAGAAGGGACAUCGGCCACACCAAGGCCUGGGAGACGUCAUUUUAA